This is a messenger RNA of Raphanus sativus (radish), 615 nucleotides long. Its product is annotated as RING-H2 finger protein ATL1. Gene Ontology annotation, biological process: protein ubiquitination. The coding region runs from base 1 to 615 and encodes 204 amino acids. Gene Ontology annotation, molecular function: transferase activity. The record is from RefSeq and is a predicted model, not a curated record. The transcript has a single exon. Lineage: Eukaryota; Viridiplantae; Streptophyta; Magnoliopsida; Brassicales; Brassicaceae.
AUGGAUCUAACGGACCGUCGCAACCCUUUCAACAAUCUAGCUUUUCCACCGCCGCCCCCGCCUCGAUCCACCACCUUCACAAGCCCUCUUUUCCCAAGAUCAAGCUCUUCCGCCACGAGUUUUCCCAUUCUCGCCGUCGCAGUGAUAGGAAUCUUAGCCACUGCAUUCUUGCUUGUAAGCUACUACGUCUUCGUGAUCAAAUGCUGUCUUAACUGGCACCAAAUCGACAUCUUUCGCCGCAGAAGACGAAGCAGUGACCAAAACCCUCUAAUGAUAUACUCUCCUCACGAGCUAAACCGAGGUCUCGACGAGUCCGCCAUCAGAGCUAUCCCAAUCUUCAAGUUCAAGAAGAGAGGCGUUGUUCAAGGAGAAGAAGAUCAGGACAAGAGCUCCCAAGAAUGUUCUGUUUGUUUAAAUGAGUUUCAAGAAGACGAGAAGCUGAGGAUUAUUCCUAAUUGCUGCCACGUGUUUCACAUUGAUUGCAUUGAUAUUUGGCUUCAGGGCAACGCGAAUUGUCCCUUGUGCAGAACCAGCGUUUCUUGGGACGCAAGUUACUCUCUUGACCUAAUCUCUGCACCGAGUUCUCCACCUAGGAACAGGAAUCUGUUGGAAUAA